Messenger RNA from Penicillium brasilianum, 3439 nucleotides. Lineage: Eukaryota; Fungi; Ascomycota; Eurotiomycetes; Eurotiales; Aspergillaceae. The record is from the annotation of a GenBank genome assembly.
AGAAUGGUCAAAUACCGUCUCCUGUUAAGGCGUUGUACCGUAAAAUACUGGAUUAUUGUACAAAUUAGCCUAGCCUGUGUUUCCUCUCCCACAACCCACAGUGCAAUGAGGGGCUUGGUGCGGCCCGUCGUUCUUCCAGUAUGAGCAGCAAAGGGGACUCGCUGUUUCGCCCGCCUUGGCCUUAGUGCGACUUUCGACACCACAAUAAAUGGCCACCACGGAUACAUAGCCCCGACCGUUCAUAAUAAUAUGACCUCCGAGCACUCCUCGCGAUGACAUUCUGUUUGUCUUGAUAGAUCCCGUACUACGGAGGUCCCCUGCCAACUUAGCCGAGCAUAGUGUCUUUUGGUGUUUCGGGUGCAUUCCAAGACACCGUGUCCUUUUUGACACUGUGGGUCCAGUGUCCCUCGUGUCUUCCUUCGGCAGCACCCACCCGCCCGUUGCCUGCCGGCCUUCCUCCGCCUCGACGCGAUAACCGGCCCUUACAAAAUAUGUAAUAUUUUGUAAGGGCCGGUUAAAGGUCGUGGGAAAUGGUGGCUCGUGACUUUCAACCCGGACGCUUUACAGCGCGCACACCAUGGGCCAACGUGCCGCUCUGAAUAAUGUAUCCCAGGAGGUCCUGGAGAACAUCCUUAUCUUUCUGUCGCUGGGCGACUUGAAAAGCCUGCGUUUUGUGAGUAGGCGCACGAGUCUCUCGGUGGCCCGAAAGUGCUUUAUGCGUCACACGACUACUCUUACAUCUUCCGGCCUAUCGUCCACAGAAGCCCUCAUGAGGAAUGAUAUGCUAGGCCGUCUCGUCCGCCAUAUACGAGUAAUAGCCGAAUGCUUUGCUGUUGACUCUGCACAGCAUACAUUGGAAUCUGGGGAGUACUACCCGGGGGAGGUGGUUGUCACAAACGAUCAUUGCGACACGUUUACAGUGCAGAUAUCCUACCCGAAGAAAAAAGGAACCAAUGAACAAUUGGCACACACACUGAAUUGCUUGAGGUGGAUGCAGAAGCAUGCGGCUGCUAAGAAGAUUAGUGAAACGACUACUUUGAACUCAGGUUCAGAGGAAUCAUUCGUGGAUCGCCUAGCUGCGAUCUUUGCCUUAGGAGCGGGAUUUUUGACGACACUGGAACUAGACGCCAGAUUUAUCGAGGGUCCGAAUCGGUACUCCAAACCGGUCUCAGAUCACAUCGUGGACUCGGAUCGACGACAGCUGUGGGCCGACGCCUCGCGGGUAUACCGCCUGACGAUGACAGCGUUGGCCCGCAGUGGUGUGGCUAUACCGGACUUGCGCAUUUACUGCAACACCACUGGCUGCAGUGUUCCAUCGUAUGAUGUCACAGUAGGCUUGCCCACGCUUUUGCAUGCUGGACUGGCGAAUUCCUGCGCCAACGUCAAGACGCUGGCGUUGAGCUUCUCGACCAGAGUUGACCAUGGAUUGGAAGGACUUGGCAUGGUUUACGGGGCUCAUGUUGCGACACGAGAGAAAAGGAAGCAACGACGACACUGGGACCAGAACCAAGACGAGGUGGAAUGGUUCCAGGCCGAUGGCGUUGCUGAAUUCGCAGACUCGGCGCCCGUUGACUUCGACGUGGAUGGUAGCGACUACGACUCCGACGAAGAGACAGACGCCAUAAUUAGGGACGCUAAGGGCUCAGAGAUCCUUGGUCGAUACGGGGACAACACGCCCGAAGCGCUCUGUCAGGACAACUUCCCCGGCAUCUCCCAGCUGCUCGUGCACAUGAUUAACCUCGAGUCGCUAGAUCUGCACAUGUUCCAGACACUUGAGUACGAAGCCUACGAUGGGGGGUCCAGACUCUUCUUUUACGCGCGGGUGUUCCAGGCCAUCGUUGACCAAGGCUUAAUGUUUUGCCAUUUGAGACAUCUGGCCUUGCGUGGCCUCUGUAUUAACGCCAGCGACCUCGUAUCGUUCCUGGAACGCCAUGGACAGAUUGAGAACCUCGAGUUGCAUCAUGUCAUGCGGUCCGAUAGUCUUCCGGGCCUUCAAUCUUGGAAGGAAGUUCUAAAGGAGAUUUGCCGUAGAACUAUCCUGGGUCAGGCCGGCGGGUCAUUGGCCAGAGUCUUCUGCUCGGACCUCGGGGUGGUGCCUCGUACAGCCCGGGGCUUGUCCUAUGAUCGCCCCGAGAGCCUCCUAGGCGAUAACGAGGAGCUAAAGCAGGAAUGGAUUGAUCGUUGGUGGUGUGGGCCUUCUAGUGUGAGCGCCGGGCCGUUGUUGCACACACGCGAGCUACCCAGAGACGAGUUAGCGAGAGCGGAUCUUUUCGGGGGUGUGGGGGCAGGAAAUCAUGGUCGAAUAAAUAUAGAUAGACCCAUGCCCACGAACUAUCCCACUAAUGAGUUACGAGUUCUUCGUGAGGAGAGGUAUGGGACCACUUACGGAUAAUGAGCUUCGACGCGAUGUGGGAAUGGCAUGAAGGGCUGGCUCUUUCCGGGAGAUCAGUGGUCUCUCUUAUCUGAUCACUAAAUGUUGAACUCUGGAUUGGAUUCCGCCCUUAAGGCCAGUCCAUGUUCUGACAAUUCCGCUUCAGUGCCUCGCUGCGUAUGGCGUUGUCAUAUUAUCAUAACUCGCGCACAUCCUUCUCCGCUACAUGAGCGACGAGGAUCGAGUCCGUCUGUGAGUCUGUAUUUUUUGUCAUCGAUCGUAGCGUGCCUGGUACCUCCUUGCCGUUCUGUCGGACGGCUCGUCAUCGCGGAAAAUUUAUCUCAUCCAUUAGACAGCCAGGGAAUUUCUCAUCAAAAAGGAGAGUUCAGACAAUUUCAAUUUUGCAUACUGGAGCAGCUUGAGUGAUGCGGAAAAGCUAAUGGCCCAUAUCUGUUUGCGAUACCUGUUGAUGGAGGAUUUGGAAGAUGACGAAGCCGAUUCAUGCUCUAAUACCCGAGACUUCUGGGUAUAUUCAGCUGUACAUUGGGCUGAUCACGUACGGAAGGUGGCUUUGACGUCAGAUAAAGAAAUGACGGAUCUCCCGCAACGAGUAUACGAAAUGAGUGAGAUGCGGUUCGCGCUGUGGUUCGAGAUUUUUUUGGGAGGCAUUCAGGCCUUUUGAGAAGAAACCGCGGAGAAUGAAAGCACUGCACCUGGCAGCACUUAACGGCCAUGAGCAAAUGGUCCACUUUUUUCUUGAUGCGGAACAAAGUGAUAUCAAUAGGGCAGAUGAUACAUCAACAUACCCUGUCAUAUGGGCGUCGCUGAAUGGACAUGAGAAGGUUGUGCAAAUGCUACUCGAGCGAGGAGCCGAUGUCAGCGCCCACGGUGGACGCUACGGAAAUACGCUCCGGGCUGCCUGUUCGGAAGGACACGAUAGAAUUGUGCAGAGGCUACUAGAGCAAGGAGCCGGCGUUAAUGCCCAAGGUGGAAUUUACGGAAACGCCCCAACGGGAAAACCGCCAAAGAGUUAUUUAUUAGUUCAAACUCCCAACCUAGCAACUGCAU